AUGUGCCGCACAUUUUCAGUCUGCACAAUCGUUGACCCAAGGUAUAAACUGUCAGUGUUUGCUGAUACAAACGAGGCUAAAAAUACAAAAGGACGCGUACAAGAUCUUUUAGUGGCUAUGAUAGCUGAAGAAAAUGCACAACAGUCGCCACUAGCCGCUCCAACUGAAGUCAAAGCUACUGACACAUUUUCACCGUUUCCUCGAGAACCUGAACAAAAAACUAAAUGGAUAACAGCAACAGGAAGAGGUCCUGAUUAUUGGCCAAUAACGUCCAGUGUAAUUUGUUCGCAACACUUCGAAGAAAAAUGUUUUCAACAUACAAAAAAAAGUCGCAGGCUUUUUGAAUGGGAUGUACCUACACUACGGUUACGCCAUGUGUUCGUAUCUUAUCCCUGCACGUCUUCUGAGAAAGACUUCAAAGAAUCUAUUCCUGUGGAAAUAGACAAUAUUUCUGAGCAGAGUCAUGGCAAUGAAAGUAGUGAAGGACUCCAUGAUGAACAAGAAAAGGGCACGUCGGACCUUUACAAUUUCAAUACUGAUAUUGAAGAUACACCCCGUAAACGAAAACUAAAACUUGAGUUGGGACGUUGUGUAAAUCAAAUACAGAAGCAAAAUAAACAAAUUAAACGCCUUCAAAGGAAGACUAGCCGGUAUCAGAAGAAAAUAGCAAAACUGAAAGAUAUUGUGAAAGAAUUGCAACAAAAAAAUUACGUCAACAGUGACCAAGCAUCACAUUUGGAAAAUCUUGGAGUAGACGAUUUGAUUUGGCGGUAUAAUGAUAACGUUUCAACAGUGCAAAACAUCAAUAUCACUGUGGAUCCAAGACUUCAAGAUGAAGACAAUGAUAAAGAUGAAAUGAGUUUGUUGUACGAAAUAGCCCAGUUUGAAGAAGUGGCUACUUUAGUUCAAGAUUUGUCUGAAUUUUCUUUGCAAGCCAUAACUUAUAUCGCGGGUUUUGUUGUUCAUGCACUUAUAAAAUCACUAAAAUGCGAUACAUGCAGUGGAGUUUUAAUAGCAAGCGACAAAGAUAAUAAAGAUUACGAGUUUAUAAAAAUAAAAGAUAAAGGUGGACUGAUAUACCCUUCCGAGGAUGUUAUCCGCAUUUGUAAAUAUACUGAAGCCGCAAUCAAAGCCACAAUCAUCAGUGGUAACAGACUCAUAAUAAAUGAUAAAAAUAUUUCCAGUAAAUUGAUAUCAAAAGUUAUGAAUCAGUUUAUUGGUGUCGAGUUGUUUAAAGACAUUGAUUUUCACCAAUAUGAGCAGUCACCGUUAAACAACCAUGUUGUCUUGCUAACUAAAUCAGUAAUUGAAAAGUAUUUAAAAAUUAGAUUGCAUUUUUUAACUAAACAUGCGCAGCCAAAGCUUUCAAAACGCCAACUUCUAAAUAAGUACCUACACUUUAGUGGUCAA
This is a messenger RNA of Brenthis ino (lesser marbled fritillary), 1410 nucleotides long. The record is from the annotation of a GenBank genome assembly. Lineage: Eukaryota; Metazoa; Arthropoda; Insecta; Lepidoptera; Nymphalidae.